CGGCCCAUACCACCAUCUGUGAGAUCCUGCUCUCCUCUCUCUCCUCCCGGCGAAGGCGCAGGGGCAACCGUCGGCCGACUUCGCGAUGCAGAUCCUCCGGCGGAAGCUUCUGGAAGCUUCCCGCUGCCUCCCUCUUUUCCCCGCUUCGUCCGCCUCGCACCACGGCAACGCCCAUGCCGUCGCCACCCUUGCCGCGGCCCGGCGGGCCCCGACCGCUGGCGCCGGCUCCCUCGCCGCCGCGCCGUGGGCCGCCACCCAGCGCCGCGGCGCGAAGAUGCUCGGAUCCGACGUGAAACUUGGAAAUGUAAUACAGAAAAGAGGUCGCAUUUAUCAGGUGAUAAAAGCACAGCAUUCACAUCAAGGAAGAGGAGGAGCCACAAUACAGGUGGAACUGAGGGAUGUUGACACUGGAAACAAAAUAAUAGAAAGAUUCCGUACCGAUGAGGCUCUUGAGAGGGUUUUUGUUGAGGAGAAGGCAUUCACAUAUUUGUAUCAGGAAGGAGACGCUGUGACACUUAUGGAGCCUGAAACGUUUGAGCAACUUGAAGUUUCAAAGGAGUUGUUUGGCAAAGCAGCUGCAUACCUGAAAGAUGAAAUGAAGGUGACCCUACAGUACUUUGACGGCCGACCAAUGUCUGCUUCGGUUCCUCCACGAGUGACUUGCACUGUUGUUGAAGCACAGCCUCAUACAAAAGGGCUAACUGCUCAACCUCAAUAUAAAAGGGUCUUGCUGGACAAUGGCCUUACAGUGCUUGCACCACCUUUUAUUGAAGUGGGUGAGAAGAUUGUAGUCAGUACAGCAGAUGAUUCAUAUAUGACGAGGGCCUAAGGGUAGUAUAUUGUGGAUGCCGUUUUGUUCGCCCAAAUGGGAAUCGAGUGCACUUUGCCUUCUUGGAUAAGUUUUUGCGUCUGCUAUUGCCCUGAACUUCAACCUUGCCGCCAGCACAAGAUAAACAUAGUUACCAAAUAUCCAGUAUUUAGCUGCAUAUUUUGUACUCAGAGGUGUUUUUAAUUUGUUCAUUGUUUUGAAUUUUUACUCAACACAUUCUCAUCAUGGUAAACCAUGGAAUUUUUGUGUGAACACAAAUAGAGAAGCUCUAUUUUGGUAGA
Phragmites australis (common reed) is the source of this 1110-nucleotide messenger RNA. RefSeq lists its product as uncharacterized. The transcript has 11 exons. The record is from RefSeq and is a predicted model, not a curated record. Gene Ontology annotation, molecular function: translation elongation factor activity. Gene Ontology annotation, cellular component: cytoplasm. NCBI's taxonomy places the organism in Eukaryota, Viridiplantae, Streptophyta, Magnoliopsida, Poales, Poaceae. Gene Ontology annotation, biological process: translational elongation; peptide biosynthetic process. The coding region runs from base 86 to 829 and encodes 247 amino acids.